This is a messenger RNA of Mugil cephalus (flathead mullet), 2112 nucleotides long. RefSeq lists its product as uncharacterized. Lineage: Eukaryota; Metazoa; Chordata; Actinopteri; Mugiliformes; Mugilidae. The transcript has 13 exons. Gene Ontology annotation, biological process: positive regulation of T cell proliferation; cell surface receptor signaling pathway; T cell costimulation. Gene Ontology annotation, cellular component: external side of plasma membrane. The record is from RefSeq and is a predicted model, not a curated record. The coding region runs from base 8 to 1762 and encodes 584 amino acids.
UCCUUAAAUGAGCCUGGGUGGUCUGUGGUUUUGUUUCGUGAUGCUCACAGAAGUUUAUGCGACAUCACUAACACCGCUGCUCACUCUGGACAAGAUGGUGACGGUGAACGACGACAAGUGGAUUUUCCUUUUAGCAAUGUGCUUCAUGUGUGUGUCUUCACAUGAAAAUUGCCAGGGGACGGAUGGUAAAAUUCAAAGGCUUAACACUGCAGUUGGCUCGUCUGUGGUCCUACCAUGCAACUUUGGAGUAUUUGACGAGAGCCUGGUGACAUGGACCCACAAUACCACCGAAAACCUCAUCCAUCUAUCACCUAAAGGGCGAAUUAAAUUCGUGGACCACAGAUAUGGGCGACUGAAGGCCUUUCCUAACCAGGGCUCAGAGGGAAACUACUCCAUCUCCAUUGAUCAGCUUAAAAAGUCGGACUUCGGCUGUUACCGCUGCUGUCAGCGGUCCUUCUGUCUUCAGGUGGAUUUAUCAUUAUUUGAACAGAAAAGUUGGCAGGAGAAGGGUUGUAAAAUUCAAAGACUUAAAGCUACAGUUGGCUCGUCUGUGGUCCUACCAUGCAACUUUGGAGUAGUUGACCGUAACUGGGUGACAUGGACCCACAAUACCACCGAAAACCUCAUCCGUCUAUCACCUGAAGGGCGAAUUAAAUUCCUGGACCACAGAUAUGGGCGAGUGAAGGCCUUUCCUAACCAGGGCUCAGAGGGAAACUACUCCAUCUGCAUUGAUCAGCUUAAAAAGUCUGACUUCGGGUAUUAUCGCUGCAAUCAGGGGCCCUUCUGUCUUCAGGUGGAUUUAUCAUUAUUUGAACAGAAAAGUUGGCAGGAGAAGGGUUGUAAAAUUCAAAGACUUAAAGCUACAGUUGGCUCGUCUGUGGUCUUACCAUGCAACUUUGGAGUAGUUGACCGUAACUGGGUGACAUGGACCCACAAUACCACCGAAAACCUCAUCCAUCUAUCACCUGAAGGGCGAAUUAAAUUCCUGGACCACAGAUAUGGGCGAGUGAAGGCCUUUCCUAACCAGGGCUCAGAGGGAAACUACUCCAUCUCCAUUGAUCAGCUUAAAAAGUCUGACUUCGGGCAUUAUCGCUGCAAUCAGGGGCGCUUCUGUCUUCAGGUGGAUUUAUCAUUAUUUGGAAAGAGUGCAGUGAGCGAAGAGAUGUGGCUACUGAUUUACAUUUCUGUUUGUGUGGCGGUCGUCGUUCUGCUGUGUGCAUGCAGCUACCUAUGCUGGAUGAAAUGCCUCGUGUCCUGCGACAAGAAAGAAGAGGACAACGCAAAUAUUUCAGUCAUACCUAUAGGUUUUCAUGCUGCCAGCGCUCCUCCUGUGGAACAAGUCAGAGUGCCGGUACAAGAACAACAGAUAGGAGCUAACAUUAAUGAUCUGGUUUAUGAAAAUGAUUUCCAAAGUCCAGCCAUAACCCACUAUGGUGUACCAGGAGUUCUGCCGCAUGCAGGCAUGAGUCGGCCAGGCCAAAGCACCGGUGGGCUCUAUCCAGACUUGAAUCAAAUAACCAUUGAAAGGGUAGAGAGUCGGAGAACAAGGCAGAGAUUUCACAUAGAACUGAUCAGCAGAAUACGCCAAGCAAGUCUAGGUCGACAUUAUUACGUUAACCGGGAUGAAAUCAACAGGCAACAAGCCAGGGCAGCGCAGGCACAGAGUAAUCCCAGAGGUUUGAAGAAGAAGAAAGCCAAAGACAACUGUGAAUAUAAAAAUCCGAUUUACAACAGGAGCACAGAGUACCUCAACCAGCUGUAGAGAACGGAGGACAGAGUUUACGCAUCAACUGGAAAUCAUAGCUCCUGAUUAUUGAUUUUACUGUUGUAUUAGGUUAACUUUCUUUAGUCGCCUAAGGCGAUGCACAUUUUGCUUUUUGUUUUUUAAUUUAAUCUCAUUUUAUUUCAUCUUUCUUGUAGUUUUUAUGAGUGUUCACUUUUAUGUGCAAUGAAGCUACAGUGACAAGUAAUUUCCCUUGUGGAACAUUAAAGUCUAAGUCUAAGUAGGUAGGUAGUAAGUUUGUAGAGUUAUUGUACUAUACUUCAUUUCCAGUACUGAACAUUUUUGAUUGUUGGUGGGGAAAUUUCAUCAAAUAAAUAUGUUUGCUUUCA